Astyanax mexicanus (Mexican tetra) is the source of this 992-nucleotide messenger RNA. RefSeq names its product proopiomelanocortin a (gene pomca). The transcript has 3 exons. Gene Ontology annotation, molecular function: neuropeptide hormone activity. NCBI's taxonomy places the organism in Eukaryota, Metazoa, Chordata, Actinopteri, Characiformes, Acestrorhamphidae. Gene Ontology annotation, cellular component: extracellular region. Gene Ontology annotation, biological process: neuropeptide signaling pathway. Bases 16 to 822 code for a protein of 268 amino acids. The record is from RefSeq and is a predicted model, not a curated record.
GUCAUGUUCUGAUCUAUGAGCGUGUCCUUGAGCACAGUGCGAGUCAAGGCUUAUAAAAAGGAGCAGCCGGAGGAUUCGGACCUCAGAACCAAGUUACAGAACGGCAGAAUCUUCUCAUCACUUCAAUCCUCAUUUAUCAUCAAAACAGGUCCGGUGAUGGGGUUGAGGAUGGAGGCGUGUCCGGCAUGGCUGCUGGCUCUGGCGAUACUGUGUGCGAUCGGCAGCGAGGUGAACGCCCAGUGCUGGGAGAACGGACCCUGCAGAGACCUCAGUUCUGAGGAACAGAUUCUGGACUGUAUGAAGUUGUGUAAGUCUAAUCUAAAGAUGGAGUCUCCUCUGUUUCCGGGAGAGGGUCAUCUCCAACCUCUGCUGGAAUCGCUGACGGGUGAGAACCCUGCCGCUCUGCCCGACGAGGACGCUCCAGAGCCAGCAACACUGCGCGAGGACAAGCGCUCGUACUCCAUGGAGCAUUUCCGCUGGGGGAAACCCGUCGGCCGCAAACGUCGCCCCAUCAAGGUAUACACAAACGGGGCAGAGGACGAGUCGGCCGAGGCCCUGCCCGCUGAGAUGAGGCGCGAGGUGUUUGGCGGGGAGAAUGACUACCCCCUGGAGGACAGUCUGUUCAGCCCUUUUGACACCUUUGGCCCACAAGACAAGAAGGACGGUUCCUACAAGAUGAACCACUUCCGCUGGAGCGAGCCGCCCGCAAGCAAGCGCUACGGAGGCUUCAUGAAGUCCUGGGAUGAACGGAGCCAGAAACCUCUGCUCACGCUCUUCAAAAACGUCAUCAACAAAGACGGACACCAGAAGAAGGACCACUGAGGAACAUUAGAGCAACAUAAAAUACAGUGUAGAUAGUGAGAGAAAGAGAGAGAGAAAGAAAGAGAGGAUGGGUUUUUAUAAUUCUCACUUUAUAAUACAUUGAUAUUGAUUGAUAUUGAUAUAGCAGCACUAUUACACUGUACUACACAAUAAACAUCAUUGUACAUAGA